AAGACACCGCCACCUUCUCAAAAGGAAACGUCGCCACCCAACGAUCACCUGCCCCAAGAAAUCCGCCGGUCGAUCGAGCAAUACAUAGCGAUGUGCGGCCGGCAACGGGCUUUCCAUCGAGAUCUUAGUGGCGAUGAGUACGCCUACGAAUGCAUAGCCAAAUGCGGCUAUCGGACCAAUUCUCGGGAUCACUGGAAGCUACAUGAGGAGACCCAUCAACCACAGGAGUUCUAUAUAUGUGGAAUCUGCAAGGAUAAAUCUGGCGAAGAGAAAUAUGUUGUCUUCGGUAGACGUAAAGAGCUGCUGUUCCACAUCCGACAUGAACACCCUGACCAAGAUGCUGAAGGCAUCGUGAAGCAAUCAAAGCAAGACUAUGUUGCCGGUUUCAAGAGAAACUGCGAAUUCUGCGGCGAUCUCUUCAUUACUUGGGAUUCGAGGAACGAGCACAUUCUUGCGCACUUUGAU
Molecule: messenger RNA, 465 nt
Organism: Mytilinidion resinicola
Lineage: Eukaryota; Fungi; Ascomycota; Dothideomycetes; Mytilinidiales; Mytilinidiaceae
Exons: 1
Source: RefSeq, a predicted model, not a curated record